Vitis riparia (riverbank grape) is the source of this 1410-nucleotide messenger RNA. Its product is annotated as UDP-xylose transporter 1. Gene Ontology annotation, molecular function: antiporter activity; UDP-xylose transmembrane transporter activity. The record is from RefSeq and is a predicted model, not a curated record. The coding region runs from base 249 to 1295 and encodes 348 amino acids. Lineage: Eukaryota; Viridiplantae; Streptophyta; Magnoliopsida; Vitales; Vitaceae. Gene Ontology annotation, cellular component: Golgi apparatus. The transcript has 8 exons.
GCGUUAGGCCCAACCAACAACCAUUCUGCUUCCAAAAAUAAAAGGGUGGUACAACAUCAACAUUCUCAUACAAGCCACACCAACACACUCUCAGAGGCUCAGAGCUAUCAAUUCCUUCAUCCAAUUCUCUCCCACCAUUACCCAUUUUUUAUUCCUGGUGAUUUUGUCUUCCUUUGGGGUCUAAGGAGUCCAUUUCUUCUGACUAUUUUCCAGGGCUCCUAACACACCCAAGAAUCAUUUUCUUUAAGAUGGGAGAAAUGUCAGGCUUCCAAUUGGGUGUGAUAGGAGCACUUUUUCUAUCAGUGGCAUCAUCUGUCUCCAUUGUCAUCUGCAACAAAGCCCUGAUGAGCAAUCUUGGCUUCCCUUUUGCUACAACACUCACUAGUUGGCAUCUGAUGGUAACAUUCUGCACUCUUCAUGUGGCACAACGCUUCAAUGUGUUCGAAAGUAAGUCGGUUGACAUGAAAACUGUGAUGCUCUUCGGCAUUCUGAAUGGUGUUUCCAUUGGCCUUCUCAACUUGAGCCUCGGAUUCAAUUCCAUUGGUUUCUACCAGAUGACCAAACUUGCCAUCAUACCAUUCACUGUACUACUGGAAACCCUUUUCUUGAAAAAGCAAUUCAGCCAGAAGAUAAAGUUCUCCCUCUUCCUUUUACUCGUUGGAGUUGCCAUUGCCUCAGUGACUGAUCUGCAGCUCAAUCUUGUUGGAACCAUUCUCUCUCUUCUAGCCAUAGCAACAACCUGUGUUGGUCAAAUUCUGACAAACACCAUACAAAAGAGGCUCAAUGUCUCUUCUACACAGCUCCUGUACCAGUCAGCCCCAUUUCAAGCAGCUAUCCUCUUUGUCUCAGGCCCUGUGGUGGACCAAUGCCUCACCAAGCAAAAUGUAUUUGCAUACAAAUAUUCUCCUAUAGUCUUGGCAUUCAUCAUACUUUCAUGCAUAAUCUCCGUCUCUGUGAACUUCAGCACCUUCCUAGUGAUCGGGAAGACGUCUCCGGUCACAUAUCAAGUGCUUGGCCACUUGAAAACAUGCCUUGUUCUUGGCUUUGGCUAUACACUGCUGCAUGACCCCUUCACAGAGAGAAACAUCAUUGGGAUACUGAUAGCCAUUCUGGGCAUGGGCUUGUAUUCAUAUUUCUGCACUCAUGAGAACAAAAAGAAACAAUUGGGAGAUCUUUCCACAGUGUCUCAGAUCAAGGAUAGGGAAACUGCACCCCUUUUGGCAGGGAAGAACAUGGGUUAUGAAGAUAAAGAAAGUCAUGAGGUGAAGAAAGCAACCAAGGACUCUCUUGUUUGAGUAAUGCCCGGAGCUUUGAUUGUGAUAAAAAUUUCAUGUAUUCAGAUUUUGUUGAGUGUAAAUCAUUCUCAUUCUUUGAAUAAUAAACUCCUUCUCCCUUUCCCCAUUCAUUCAA